AUUCGUAAGUUCUCCCUAACCGUGAGCUCAUUCUGGUCUCUGGGCCGCAGGCGCCUACGGCUGGACACACCUGGCAGUGCCUCAGGUGGGAAGCCCCGUGUGAUAGCCACGAUGUUCCUUGGGAGAGGGAGGCUCGAAUCGGCUCUGUUUUAGGGCACGCGUUCGCUUCUGCACGACCCGAGGAUUUCUGCUGAACCGGCUUCUCUCUUGCUCCUUCCUGGUCACGAAUUCAGCUCCGAUCUUAAGGUGAAACUGUGGCCGUAAUGGAAGUAAACGUAUGGAAUAUGACUGAUCUGUGGACGUGGUUUGAGGAUGAGUUUGCAAAUGCUACUGGUAUGCCUCCUGUAGAAAAAGAUUAUAGCCCCUGUCUGGUAGUCACCCAGACACUUAACAAAUAUGUUGUGGUCGUCAUCUAUGCCCUGGUCUUCCUGCUGAGCCUGCUGGGCAACUCCCUGGUGAUGCUGGUCAUACUGUACAGCCGGAGCAACCGUUCGGUCACCGACGUCUACCUGCUGAACCUGGCCAUGGCCGACCUGCUUUUUGCCCUGACCAUGCCUAUCUGGGCCGUCUCCAAGGAAAAAGGCUGGAUUUUCGGCACGCCCCUGUGCAAGGUGGUCUCGCUUGUGAAGGAAGUCAACUUCUACAGUGGAAUCCUGCUCCUGGCCUGCAUCAGUGUGGACCGCUACCUGGCCAUUGUCCAUGCUACUCGCACACUGACCCAGAAGCGCCACUUGGUCAAGUUCAUAUGUCUGGGCAUCUGGGCGCUGUCUCUGAUUUUGUCCCUGCCCUUCUUCCUCUUCCGCCAAGUCUUUUCUCCAAACAAUUCCAGCCCGGUCUGCUAUGAGGACCUGGGUCACAACACAGCGAAAUGGCGCAUGGUGCUGCGGAUCCUGCCACACACUUUCGGCUUCAUCCUGCCGCUGCUGGUCAUGCUGUUUUGCUAUGGGUUCACCCUGCGCACGCUGUUCCAGGCCCACAUGGGGCAGAAGCACCGGGCCAUGCGGGUCAUCUUCGCCGUCGUGCUCAUCUUCCUUCUCUGCUGGCUGCCCUACAACCUGGUCCUGCUCGCAGACACCCUCAUGAGGACCCACGUGAUCCAGGAGACGUGUCAGCGUCGCAAUGACAUUGACCGGGCCCUGGACGCCACCGAGAUUCUGGGCUUCCUGCACAGCUGCCUCAACCCCAUCAUCUACGCCUUCAUUGGCCAAAACUUUCGCAAUGGAUUCCUCAAGAUGCUUGCGGCCCGCGGCCUUAUUAGCAAGGAGUUCCUGACACGACAUCGGGUCACCUCUUAUACUUCUUCCUCUACCAACGUGCCUUCAAAUCUCUAAAGCCAUCUGUGAAAGACUGCCUCCCCCUGAUGAUGGAAGAAUAAGCACAGCUUCGGGGUUGUGUAGGGUGGUCUGGCUCUGGCUUCGUGCUGUCUGCAUUUGGGAGGGGGGUUAUGGAGUGUGGGGAGUCCAGGACUGGUGUCUUCAGGGUCCAAGCCAAACCUCUGAGGACUUGUGGAGGUGCCUCCAAGGCCUGACCCUCACCCCCGCUGUGCAGAGGAAGCAACAUUGUAUUUGUUGAGCUCUUGCAUCUUCCACCUGCCCACUGGGCAGCUGGCACAGCCAUUCAUUGAAUUAAAGCACCAGGACUGAAACUGUUUCUUCUCGUAGCACGUGGUCCCACCAGCUUGGUUGGAACCUCUGUGUCUCCCUAAUCUGAGCUCACGGAGCUCUGUUCCUUCUGCAAGUAUGUUGCAAUGUCUUCUGGGGACAUUGAGGCAGGUGCUGUGGGAACAUAAAGCCUCCAGGUGGCCUUGUGAUGGAGCUGGACAUCACAUUUCUCCCUUGGGUUUGGUGGGUGAACGAAGUCGGGCGGGGUGGGGUGGGGGAGUUGAGAAUCCAGACCUGUUGUCAUAGGGGACCCUUUGUCCCCACGAGCAGCACCACAGGCAGGCCACUGAUGUGCUGAGUGCAUGCCAAGCCACGUGGGCUACUGGAUUAGCAGCUUUUCUCCUGACUCUUGGAACUUCCAGUGUGACGUGGGACAUUCUCAAAGCUUACAGACCCACAUAGAGUUGUCGAUCAGCCAGACCGCCCAAUAUGUCUAAUAAAACUUCUGUGCCACGUU
Molecule: messenger RNA, 2118 nt
Organism: Oryctolagus cuniculus (rabbit)
Lineage: Eukaryota; Metazoa; Chordata; Mammalia; Lagomorpha; Leporidae
Gene: CXCR1
Product: C-X-C motif chemokine receptor 1
Biological process (GO): positive regulation of cytosolic calcium ion concentration; neutrophil chemotaxis; calcium-mediated signaling
Cellular component (GO): membrane; external side of plasma membrane
Molecular function (GO): interleukin-8 binding; C-C chemokine binding; C-X-C chemokine receptor activity
Source: RefSeq, a predicted model, not a curated record